Molecule: messenger RNA, 1007 nt
Organism: Rhopalosiphum padi (bird cherry-oat aphid)
Lineage: Eukaryota; Metazoa; Arthropoda; Insecta; Hemiptera; Aphididae
Exons: 2
Coding region: 108-737 (209 amino acids)
Biological process (GO): chromatin organization
Cellular component (GO): nucleus
Source: RefSeq, a predicted model, not a curated record
AUCUAAAAGAUAGAUAUGUAACGAGUAACUUUGCGCAUGCGCACAUCGAAAAUCUAAUACAGAGACGCGUUGCUAAUAUCGACACCAACACUUUGUUCGAGCAUAGUAUGCCGUCCAUAGUUUAUGACUACAUUGACACUGUGACUGACAUUAUGAGUUCGUCAAGAAAAGAUAUACAUUCAAAACCUACUGGAUCAUCGGUAUCUAAGAAACCUAAAGGCUGGUUACCAAAAAAAAAACCUUCUUCAUCCAAAUCGCAUGAUUUUCGAUGUCCAUACACUUUACGCAAGACUGGACAUUUUAAAUAUAAUAAUCAACUUUGGACUGUAGGUGAUAUUGCAUCUUUAGUGAACGAGGAAAUGACUAAAACCUGUUAUGCGCAAAUUAUUAAGCUACUCGAAAAUGAUUUAUGUGAAAAACGAGCAAUAAUCUUCUGGUUGGGACCUAAAGCUAACAUUGGAGUAACAGAUGAAUCAAAAAAAGUGCAUCAUGACACUUUUAAACCUACUGAAUUUGUACAUGUGCUUAUUGAUAAGAGAUUAAUACCUAUGGAGUGCUUAACUUUUGUUAUGAAUAUUCCAAACUUUUUUGAGUAUAGACUACAUGUUGGUAACGAUUACUUGACUGAUACGUAUAUUCUACCACAUUCUGAAAGAUAUGGAGACUCCUCGUCAGAAUCUGAUGGAGACGAAGAAAAAAGACCCAAAGGUAGAAUCACACGGCUACUUAACAACUAACAAGUGAAUAAAAUAACUACUAAUUAUUAUCAUUUUUAAUAUUUGUAAUUUUAAUUUUAGUAGAUAGAAUAAAAUGUUUUAUGUCUCUAAUAUCAACAAUACUAAAGGUACCUUUUUCAAGGUACUAUUUUAUAGUGUUUUAUAAGUUUUUUGUUUUCAAAUGUAAUUCGACUCUUUGAUUGUAUACAUUUCCACAACAAUAUAUUUUAUAAUUUAUUAAACAUUAACUAAUUUAAAAUCUAUUUUCAAUAUUCAGUACCUUUAUGUAUU